AUGGAAGAUGAACACGAAGGUCAUGAGAAUGAUAACAUUUUGGUACCAGAAAUUCUUAAACGUAGAUAUGUACCUGCUUAUCUUAAAAGUGUCGCCUGGGAAGGCUUCAACUAUGUUGGACAUGAGAUAAAAAUUGUUGAAUCAACAGAACUAUAUGGUGCUACUGUUUGGCCUUCAGCCCUUGUGCUGUGUUAUUUUUUGGAGAAACAUGGAAAACAAUUGUGUAUAGAAGAUAAAAGCAUAAUUGAGAUAGGAUCUGGGACAGGGCUAGUUGCCAUCGUGGCUUCUCUACUAGGGGCCCACGUUGUAGCAACAGAUCUGAAGGAGCUGAUUGGAAACCUACAAUAUAAUGUACUUCGAAAUACCAAAAUGAAAAGUAAACAUGUCCCUCAAGUUAAAGAACUAAUCUGGGCAUCUGAUUUGGAGAAGAAGUUUCCAAAGGCCUCCUUACACUUUGACUAUAUUUUUGCAGCAGAUGUUGUUUACAACCAUCCAUAUUUAGCAGAACUUCUGGAGACAUUUGAUCAUUUGUGCAGUGCACAUACCUCUAUUCUUUGGGUCAUGAGAUAUAGGAAAGAAAAUACACAUCUGGAGAAUGCAUUUAUUCAGAAAUUCCAAAAACUAUUUGACAUGGAGGUUAUCUAUGAUCUGCCAAGUCUGAGCAUAAAACUCUACAAAGCUAGAAGAUGCAACUGCCAAAAAUAAUGGACAUUACUAUGCAAAUUCCAAAUGAAAACUCAUAUAUCAUAUAUCAAUA
Molecule: messenger RNA, 757 nt
Organism: Hyla sarda
Lineage: Eukaryota; Metazoa; Chordata; Amphibia; Anura; Hylidae
Product: protein-lysine methyltransferase METTL21E-like
Exons: 4
Coding region: 1-705 (234 amino acids)
Biological process (GO): peptidyl-lysine methylation
Cellular component (GO): cytoplasm; cytosol
Molecular function (GO): protein-lysine N-methyltransferase activity
Source: RefSeq, a predicted model, not a curated record